Messenger RNA from Thecamonas trahens ATCC 50062, 522 nucleotides. Its product is annotated as BLOC1S2 isoform. Gene Ontology annotation, biological process: endosomal transport; lysosome localization. The coding region runs from base 109 to 522 and encodes 137 amino acids. The record is from RefSeq and is a predicted model, not a curated record. Gene Ontology annotation, cellular component: gamma-tubulin complex; BLOC-1 complex; BORC complex. Lineage: Eukaryota; Apusomonadida; Apusomonadidae. The transcript has a single exon. Gene Ontology annotation, molecular function: gamma-tubulin binding.
CCACAACCACCACAUCUCUCCACUCUCCCACACACACUCUCACACACACACAUACACACACACACAUACACACGCACACAUACGCUUCCCUUCUCCGCACACACACAUAUGGAGGCCACACCAGUGUCCACCACACACCCCGCUGCCGAGCACCCCGCUGUCGACGACAUGCAGCGUGUUGAAGAGGCCACGCACACCAUGUUCGACGCCCUCGCACGCUACCUCGACGCAGAACUCGCCUCGUCAGCUUCGGACUAUACAGUGCUGACAGAGGUCAAUGCCGCAGCUACGGCAAAGUACGCCCAUAUGCUGGAGGUCACACAGGGCCUAGCCGGUCACAUGGAAGAGCUCAAGGUCCAGUAUGCCCACCUCCAGCCGUAUCUCGAUCAGAUCGAUACCAUCGCCGCAACAGUGGCCCAGCUUGAGGUCUCGGUCGCCGCCCUAGAUGACUAUUCCAAGCGCCUUGCUGCCAAGUUUGCCGAGCGUGAGGCUCGCCUGCGCAAGCUCGCCAAGCAGAUGUAA